ACGCCCUACUACUUCCUGACGCUGCCUCGUCACGUGACGCCCGCGAGUCCAAGACGGCGAAUGAGCUGCUGCCACCGAUGCCCUCGGCCUCUCCGCCGUCGAUGAUCGUCUCUUCUCUCUCAGUGUCCGCCUUCGCCUGACCUCUCGCCGCCGCCGGCAUCGGCCUCCCCAUCCGCCGUACCUCCUGCUCUCGGUCACUCUUCCGAGCACGUCUCGAUUCCAAGAUCCUUCUCCUCGGCCUUAGUGUGUUCGCGAAAAACUGCCUGUGCUAGGAGCCUAGGCGGGGGAGGGAGGUGUCAGAUUCGCUUGCUCUGAUAGCCGAUGAUGGAUUUAGCUUGUGGCGUUCGGACGCCGUCGAUGGCGCUCGAUCGCGGCAUUGGUUCGGGUUAUUUGAGGUUGGGAUACAGAGGGCGGAGUCGCUAUUCAGUUCACGAGUCUAGAGUUCAUAUCGGGACUGGCUCUUUGGGGAGGAAACGUUGCGGGCUUCGUUGCAUUCCUGGCGAAGCGCAUGGGAGAGGUUGGGCGGACUUGUUUAGUUUUUCCGAGCAAAGGGGGAAGGUUUAUCUCCUUAGCCAUCGGAAACUUUUGAACCGGUCCAUGCUAUUGAGUUGUCAUUCCAGUGAUUCGAUGGCAUAUAUUGACGCUAGCAGAGAAGAUACUGAUUUGACUCAAGGUGAAUUUGUAGAUGAACAUAAAUCUGAUAUGGAGGAAUCAGAAAUAGAGCCUGCUGAUGAUUCUAAGUCGAUUAGCCCGUUGGCAGAGGAAAAAGAUGCCUGUCAGAUGGAUGAGCCGAGGGAGUUGCUCCAGAAAGCUAUCAAAGAAUUGCAGGCUGCUAGAAUUAACAGUGCCAUGUUUGAGGAGAAGGCAUUGAAGAUAUCAGAAACAGCAAUUGCCUUGAAAGAUAAAGCUGAACAUGCUUGGGAUGAUGUCAAUUCUGCUGUUUCCACCAUUCAGGAGAUUAUUAUUGAGGAAGAUAUUGCCAAAGAAGCAGUUCAUAAGGCUACCAUGGCACUUUCGAUGGCUGAGGCCAGGCUGCAGCUGGCACAAGGAGCUACUGAUUCCAAAAUGGAACAGAAGAUAUUGCUAGAACCUUCUGCUGAUAACAACAAUGAACAAACACUUUUAUCUGCUCAAGAAGAGAUCAGGAGCUGUAAGGAAACCUUGGAAAGCUGUGACGAAUCAUUGAAACAUAUCCAAAUAAGGAAACAGGAACAUCAGAAAGAAGUAGAGAGGUUACGUGAAAUUGCUGAGAAUGCUCAGUUGGAAUCAUUAAAGGCUGAGGAGGAUGUGUUGAACAUUAUGCUUCUUGCUGAAAAAGCAGUUGCAUUUGAAGUUGAGGCUACUCAACAUGUUAAUGAUGCAGAGUUGGCAUUACAGAGAGCUGAGAAAGCCAGCACGUCUACUGAUGCUUCAGAACAGCAACCACAACCUUCUGAAGACCAGUUAGUUAAGGAAGAGACAAUUUAUGUGGAGUUAGCAGGAGCUACUAUUGAUGAUGGAACUUCUGAAAGAGAUGAUGUUGUUCUUGGUGAUGUAACUGUUAAAAGUACUGAAGAGGUUAAAUCAUAUGAUGAAAUGAGUGAUAAAGAGAAUGGAAAGUUAAUUUUGGAUUCUGUCAAAGAUGCUGAUAUGGAGGUGGAAAAGUCAAAGGCAAAGAAGCAGGAACAGAAGGACUUGAUUAAGGAUAGCCCUCCAUCUCUUUAUUCCCCCAAGACAUUAUUGAAGAAGUCAUCAAGAUUUUUUUCUGCAUCAUUUUUUUCUUUUCAUGUAGAAGAUGAAAAAUUCACACCUGCCUCUGUCUUCCAUGGCCUUGUUGACUUUGCAAAGAAGCAAGCACCCAAGUUGGUUAUUGGGAUAUUAUUUGCUGGGCUGGGGGCGUUCUUUAUAAGUAAUCGAGCAGAAAGGACCUCACAACUGUUUCAGCAGCCAGAUAUAAUCACCAUUGAGGAAGUUGCCUCAUCUUCCAAGCCUAUGGUUCGGGCAAUAAGGAAGAUCCCUAAAAAAUUAAAGAAACUUAUUGAACACUUACCUCAGCAAGAGAUAAAUGAAGAAGAAGCAUCCCUCUUUGACAUGCUGUGGUUAUUGCUAGCUAGUGUUAUCUUUGUACCAGCAUUCCAGAAAAUACCUGGAGGGAGUCCAGUGCUAGGUUAUCUUGCAGCAGGCAUCUUGAUUGGCCCUUAUGGGUUGUCUAUCAUUCAUCAUGUUCAUGGGACAAAGGCCAUUGCUGAAUUUGGAGUUGUUUUUUUGCUGUUCAAUAUUGGGCUCGAGCUGUCUGUUGAAAGACUAAGCUCGAUGAAGAAAUAUGUCUUUGGGUUAGGUUCUUCUCAGGUUCUAGUCACUGCUGUAGUUGUUGGGUUGGUAGCUUAUUUUUUCUCCGGCCUACUGGGUCCUGCAGCAAUUGUUAUUGGCAAUGGCCUGGCUCUUUCAUCUACAGCAGUUGUGUUGCAGGUGUUGCAAGAACGAGGGGAGAGCACAUCACGCCAUGGACGUGCUACUUUCUCUGUGCUGCUCUUCCAGGACCUAGCAGUGGUGGUUCUUUUGAUUUUGAUACCUCUCAUUUCGCCAAACUCGUCAAAAGGAGGGAUGGGAUUACAAGCAAUAGCAGAGGCGCUUGGGUUGGCUGCUGUAAAAGCAAUAGUUGCUAUUACUGCCAUAAUUGCUGGAGGACGCCUGCUUCUUCGGCCAAUUUAUAAGCAAAUUGCAGAAAACCAAAAUGCUGAGAUAUUUUCUGCAAAUACACUCCUUGUUAUCCUAGGAACAAGUCUUCUUACAGCACGGGCUGGACUUUCUAUGGCGUUGGGAGCUUUUCUAGCGGGUCUCCUCCUAGCAGAGACUGAGUUUUCCUUACAGGUUGAGUCAGAUAUUGCUCCUUAUCGUGGCCUUCUGUUAGGCCUCUUUUUCAUGACAGUUGGUAUGUCUAUUGAUCCGAAGCUUCUUCUUGCAAAUUUUCCAGUUAUUAUGGGGGCGUUGGCUCUUUUAAUUGCUGGAAAGACUCUGGUGGUUGCUCUAUUAGGUAGGUUAUUUGGCAUUUCAACAAUAGCAGCAAUAAGGGUUGCUCUUUUACUUGCUCCUGGUGGAGAAUUUGCAUUUGUUGCCUUUGGCGAAGCUGUAAACCAGGGCAUCUUAUCUUCUCAACUUUCAUCCUUACUGUUUCUAGUUGUUGGUAUUUCAAUGGCUCUUACACCGUGGCUGGCUGCUGGAGGCCAGUUGCUUGCUUCUAGAUUUGAGCAGCAUGAUGUCAGAAGUCUGUUGCCUGUUGAAUCUGAGACUGAUGAUUUGCAAGACCAUAUAAUCAUUUGUGGAUUUGGACGUAUUGGGCAGAUCAUAGCCCAACUUCUUUCUGAGCGGUUAAUACCAUUCGUUGCUCUUGAUGUCAGAAGUGAUCGGGUAGCUGUUGGUCGGGCACUUGGCCUUCCUGUAUAUUUUGGUGAUGCAGGAAGCAAAGAGGUUCUUCAUAAAGUAGGGGCCGAGAGAGCUUGUGCUGCUGCAAUAGCUUUAGAUACUCCUGGUGCAAAUUAUAGAACAGUUUGGGCUCUGAGCAAAUAUUUUCCAAAUGUUAAGACAUUUGUUCGAGCCCAUGAUGUUGAUCAUGGCAUUAACUUAGAGAAGGCUGGUGCAAGUGCGGUUGUACCAGAGACUUUGGAACCUAGUCUUCAAUUAGCAGCUGCUGUUCUUGAACAGGCCAAAUUGCCAACAUCAGAGAUUGCUGCCACAAUCAAUGAGUUUAGAUCUCGUCAUCUCGCAGAGCUUACUGAGUUACUUGAAGCAAACGGAAACUCUCUUGGAUAUGGAUUUUCACGGGCUUUGUCCAAGCCGAAGCCUCCAAGUUCUGAUUCCGACGAGAAUGAAGUUAUCGAAGGAGCAUUAGCAAUAUAGUUAUCAUACAUCAGAUUUCACAGGAGCAGAAUUUUCAACAAAUGUAUAGAUGAUAGUUUUUCAUUGGGAAAUUUCCCAAUUGUAAAUCUAAAGAAAAGGGGAGAACCCAGAAAACCCCAAGUUUUUCUUCAUUCAUUGGGCUUUAACCUGAGCCAAUGUGGUCCUAUCCUUUUUCGCUAUUCCGGAUUAGCGGGAGCGGCAAGUACUGGGCUGCCCGUUUUGUUAGGCAAUUUGCUCCCUCUAAAGUCAAUUUCUGUUGUUUUCAUUCACAAGGCUUUCUCACUUGUAAUUUUCUUCUAAGUGUCUAAGUUUUUUUUUUUUGUUUCUUCCAGUAUUCAGACUCAAAUUCUGUCAGUUCAAAGGUGUUUGGAAUUGAAUAAAAGGAAGCCUACAAAUCCAUGUUUACUGUGGUUUA
This is a messenger RNA of Zingiber officinale, 4291 nucleotides long. RefSeq names its product K(+) efflux antiporter 2, chloroplastic-like. The record is from RefSeq and is a predicted model, not a curated record. The coding region runs from base 322 to 3876 and encodes 1184 amino acids. Gene Ontology annotation, cellular component: chloroplast; membrane. Gene Ontology annotation, biological process: potassium ion transport; proton transmembrane transport. The transcript has 21 exons. Gene Ontology annotation, molecular function: potassium:proton antiporter activity. Lineage: Eukaryota; Viridiplantae; Streptophyta; Magnoliopsida; Zingiberales; Zingiberaceae.